AUGACGUCAUAUUAUGAUCCGCGCGAAUCCGGAUCAACAGCCACGAACGACAUCAAAAGCCGAACAAGUAAAGUUCCUUCGCCAAAAGUUGCAAUGAUCCCCAUACACUGUUUAGGGAGAUGUCCCUUAUGGAGACCAGUAAUGAGGCUAAACAUCCCAGAACUUUCUUCAAGACCCCAUUUAUGCAAAGGAGUGCGUGUAUUAGUGCCUAGGUUUCUUCAAACAUCAGCAAACUGGAGGUUCAAAGAAGACAAUAAAACAACUGCCUUGGCUGUGUUGGAUAAUGUCAAGCAGGUACGAUAUUCUCCAACCCCAGCACUGGUCCUUGGUUUUUCAGGUUUGAUCCCCUUUGUGGCAGCUCCUCUUUACAUAGCAUCCUCAGGCGUUUUCAUGCCCGAAGUGGCUGAGGCACAGUUGUUCUACGGGGCUUCCAUCCUUUCCUUCCUCGGUGGUGUGCGGUGGGGACUGACCCUUCCAAAGGAGAGUGCACAGCCCCCAGAUUGGUAUAACUUAAGCUACAGUGUAACCCCAUCACUCAUAGCUGUGUCAGGACUCCUGAUGCCACAGACCAUUGGGACAUUGACCAUUAUUGGUGGCCUGGGGUUUGCUGGGUACAUGGACCUUGCCAUGUGGGGUUACCCAACCUGGUUCAAAGGACUAAGGUUCUGCCUGACCUUUGUAGCGGUGCUUUCUCUUUGGUCGAGUUUGAUGUUCAAAUUUGUGCUGAAUGAGGCUGAGACCAAGACUAAAGAAGAAGAUAGUAAAGUAGAUAGCAAUGUAUCAUAGAUGAUUAUAUAGGAAGUGCUUAUUCGUAGCAAAAAUAAAUAUAUAUAUAUAAAUAUGUAUAUUUUGUACAGCUGGUAUAUUUCAAUAGUCCUUGUAUUAUUUGGUAUAAAGCAGACUAAUUAUCACUAAACUGAUGCAUUUAUUUGUUCAUAUUUAUUUUAUAUGAUGAUAAGUUUCAAGUUCUUUAUAAUUAAACAAAAAAGAAAAAUGGCAACUCGUCCUACUCUCAGAAAUGCCAUUUAGCCACAGUCAAUGUACUCAAGUAUUACAGACAGACAGUGAACUAGUGCUUAGUAAAAGCUUAAAAAAAAA
Molecule: messenger RNA, 1098 nt
Organism: Penaeus vannamei (Pacific white shrimp)
Lineage: Eukaryota; Metazoa; Arthropoda; Malacostraca; Decapoda; Penaeidae
Product: transmembrane protein 69
Source: RefSeq, a predicted model, not a curated record